Medicago truncatula (barrel medic) is the source of this 678-nucleotide messenger RNA. RefSeq names its product 14 kDa zinc-binding protein. NCBI's taxonomy places the organism in Eukaryota, Viridiplantae, Streptophyta, Magnoliopsida, Fabales, Fabaceae. The record is from RefSeq and is a predicted model, not a curated record. The transcript has 5 exons. Gene Ontology annotation, molecular function: catalytic activity. The coding region runs from base 30 to 491 and encodes 153 amino acids.
AUCUGAAUAAUCACUUUUUUUAACUAUAAAUGAAGAAGAACAACACAAGUGAAAGAAUUACUGUGCUGACAUCACACUUCACUCCUUCAACUUCAAUGGCUUCCGAGAAAGAAGCUGCUCUUGCUGCCACUCCUCCUGACGCUGAUUCUCCCACCAUAUUUGACAAGAUCAUCAACAAGGAGAUUCCUUCUACUGUUGUUUAUGAGGAUGAUAAGGUGCUUGCCUUUAGGGACAUACAACCUCAAGGUCCUGUGCACAUUCUACUCAUUCCCAAAGUCAGAGAUGGGUUGACUGGCAUAUCCAAGGCUGAGGAGAGGCACAUUGACAUUCUUGGCCGACUUCUUUACACUGCUAAGCUGGUUGCCAAACAAGAAGGUCUUGACGAUGGCUACAGGGUUGUAAUUAAUGAUGGACCAAAAGGAUGCCAAUCGGUUUACCAUAUCCAUGUGCACGUUAUUGGCGGUCGACAGAUGAACUGGCCACCGGGCUAAAAUGUAGGAAAGGAUUUGUGGCAAACCGUCAGGAAUCAUAGAACAAUAAUACUCUGAUGGCUGUGCUAUCUUUCGUUAAUGAUUUAAGUAACUAAUAAUUUGAUACAUGGUAUUUGAAGCUACUAAGAUUAUUACUUUAUAUAUAAGUAUUGAAUGUGUUCAAACUGUUGUUGAAUUUAGGUUAAAA